GAACAUCAACCAGGAAUGUACUCUCUGUGAAUAGUAGGUUCCAGAAUCGACUAAAUGAUAUAAAAUAAUAUACAUGUAAUUAUGAAAAGUCCCAGAAGAUUUGAUGCAGUAUGCCACUCACUUGUCAUACAUAUGUCUUUGAUUUGCAGUGCUUUUCUAUAUUCACUCUAUGUUCAAAUAAAUUAGUUUGUCAAUCAACUGGACACUUUUCUAAUGUUUUUAUGAGAUAUUUAUUUAAGACUUGAUGCAAAUAAUGGUAAUUCCAGAGAUGAACAUCACAAAAUCAGAAAGUAAAUGUCAAAAUGAUUCAUUUGAAUAGCAGUUUGUAGGGCAUGAUGCUCAAGUUAAAUGCCAAUGGUGGUCCAAAUAACAGCUUGUAAAACUGUGCAAUGUAUUUUUGACCAUUUAUUCAUUUUUAUGAAUAUGUAAGUACCAGGUACCAUAAAAUCCUCCAUUUUUAAUGGUGUUCUCCUACUGGGUAGGUUUGGUAACAGUGCCUGUUAUUUUCCAUCUGUGGUUUCCAAUUUUGUCAGCUAGACUAUCUUGAUGGUUUGUGUGAUGGGGAGGAGGGAAUGAUUAUUUGCUGCUUUAUAUUAAAUGAAAAACAGUUACUGGCCAAUACAUUUUUCAUGGGAAGUAUGUAACAUGUAAAUACAUAUACGUAAGGUCUGUUUCUAAUACGGAGUUUAGUUGGUGGUCUCCCCUAUUUCACAUGGAAGCUGUCAUGGGAAACACAGUGUCUAUUGGUAAAAACGAACAGAUGUUGCAUUUCUAAAGGGUAAUUGGUGAGCAGCAUUUCAAAUUUAUGCAACAUGUGGGGAGAGAUGUUCUGAAUUCUCGAUUUCAUGUACCUAGAUUGUUUCCAAACAUCAUUGCAGAUUUGUCUAUUAAGUAAAUGUGAUAGAGUUCAGUUUUAAAAAGCAUUUGGUUACAAGGUUUAGUAAUUUGCUUUUCAAACAAGUGCAGUGAAGAACCAUUUAUUUAUCCUAUCGCCUGUUUUGCUUACAGUGAAGAGGAACUCUAACCAACUAUGGACCCAUUCCUUGUUAGCACAUGCCAUUUCCAUCAACACCUUUUUCAAAACGAACAAAUAAAUAACAGAAACUGAGAGAAAAAAAGGAACGAACUGAAAAAAAAAAUCUUGUGUGUUACUCAUCUAUAUCAGAUAUGUAGUUGUGGCAACAAUCUAAAACUAUCUAAAUUAAGUAUGUGCAAGCAAUUGUUGAAAAGAUAAGCCACAUGGUAUAAAAUCAUGUCUGGGUCACAUGUAUACUAGUAUCCCAAAUUUCCAUGUGAAGCUGGGCAUGGGAGGAGGUAGCAAGUAAUGACCUUUAGACAGCAUGAUUUGACACACUACAGGAUUACUAUCUUGUGAUUGGCUUAAAAUGUCAGGAGUUCUGAGCUUACCUUGAUAAAAAAAGGUGCAUGUAGUCUGGCACGUUAUGAAGUAGAUAAGGUUACACUGUGCACUGAAUGUAUAAAUAUAAGUGUUAGGGCUUGGCACAGAGUUUGGUCUUGUGAGUUGUUUGAUGAGCUGAUGUGCCAACUGUCCACACCUGAUAACUGAAAAGCUAAGAGGUGCUCCAUUAGAACAGUGUCUUUCAAUUUUUAAAGUGAACAAAAAAGGUUUAAGAAGAUGCCACCAACACCAACUGAGCUGAGACACCGUGCCGCUGGUGACACACUAGAAAGUUUACCAGUUAUAGAGCUAAAUGACAGCAACAAGAGCACUGAUAAUGGAAAGGAACAGAAGCUUGUUGGGGUUGAUGGGAAUUGGUAUGAUGUUACCAACUUCUUAAAACACCAUCCUGGCGGCCCAGUGAUAGAACAAUUCAUCGGCCAAGAUGCAACCCAUGUGUUUCAUGCUUAUGGUCACGAAGGUGUUCUCAAACACCGCAAACCAGUUGGCACCUACAAAAUGCCAAUACGCCAUCCAGCUGAUGCAGACUUUGAGAAACUUAUCCAAUUUGCGAAAGAGAAGGGGUACUUUGAGACUGACUUUGUUUGGUAUUUGAAAAAAAUGUUUGUAGCCUUCAUGUUGCUUGCUGUGGCUUUCUACUUAGUUAUAGGUUUUGAGCAGUGGUAUGUUCAUUACCUAGGAGCAGUAGCACUGGCAUUCCACUGGCAACAAUGCGGUUUUAUCAUGCAUGAUUUCAUGCAUUCCCAAGUGUUUCGAAAGCACAGUAAAGAUGGCCCAUGUGGGACCAUAUUUGGAGCAGUAUUCUUUGGCAUAAGUGCCUCAUGGUGGCGUGAUGAACACAUCAUUCACCAUGCCAUGACCAAUGUUGUUAAUGUUGCACAACGAUUCGUUGAUCCUCAGAUGUGGGAAUCUGCUUGGGCACAAAAUGAAAAACUGUUUCCUCUGUUCAGGAACACUCUCCAAUACUGCUUUGUGAAGAUCCAGCAUAUCACAUUUAUUCCAAUCGUGGUCUUUAUUGGUCGGUAUGAAAUUGUCACUGAUAGUUUUCGUCAAGAACGCCGUUGGCCUGAGUGGGUAGGUGCAUGUAUACACUGGAUGUGGAUAUGCUUCUUACUGUCUCAUUUACCAACCUGGAAGGAAGUGUUUACUUUUUAUGUCAUAGCAGCAAGUGUAGAAGGCAUAUUCCACUUUCAGCUAAUCCUUAGUCACUAUUGCAAAGCAUUCUAUACUACUGAUGAAUUUCACAAGUACAGUUGGUUUGAGUAUCAAGUUUUGUCCAACAUGAACAUUGAGACAUGGUGGUUUCUGGACUGGUAUUAUGGAGGACUAAAUUAUCACAUUGAGCACCACUUGUUCCCCACUAUGGCCCGCAAGCAUCUCCGCAGUAUUGGCCCUUACGUUGAAGAGGUGUGUAAGAAGCAUGGUAUAGAUUACGAUAUGUGCCCUUUUGCUGAAGCCAUGUGGAAAACCCUAGUUCACUUGAAGAAAACUGGAAAUCAUUUCACCCUAGAUCCCCGUUAAGAACGUUAAAUAUAUAGCAUGUGUAAGAUGCUUAAUUAUCCAAGGUUUUGAAUUAUAUGUAAUUAUUAUUAUACAUGUGGAAUUAUAAAAUAGAUGUGUUGGAUUUUGUGAUAACUUGUAGUUACUAAUUUGCUUUGCAUCAAAGUUUUGAUUAAUAUUUGAUACUGUUUGACUUUUGAUUGAUUAUUUCAUGUAACGUUUAAAUUACUCUGAAUGUAAAAUGGAUUUUGUGAUAUACUGAUCUGUGUGUUUAGUAUCUGGUCAGUUGAUCAUAGUAAAUAAGUGUUAUUUUUUUCUUUGAGUACAUGUUAUAAUUUGAUUUAGUAAACUAAAUAUUAAGCACAAAAUAUAUGUUAUUGUUACAUUAGUAUGAUCUUAGUUUUACUAGUGUUAAGUUUCUAACAGCAUUAUAGUAAGGUGUUUUUCAUCUUGCACAUUAGGUGACAAUUUUUAUUGUCAGCCUGAGUGAUGUUAUUGAACAGGGAUUCACAUAAUAGUUAAAUAGUUAACAAAUAUUGAUACUAACCCAACAAAGAUAAAUACAAAUUGCACAUGUAUAGAUAAAAUUUCACAAUCUGUUUCAACUUGAAUUUAUUAAUCACUCACUGUUUUCUGUGUGAAGCUUUAAUAGAUCUUGCUACAGCUUUAAUAACCAUCACAGCAAGGUUUGAGGAGAGAUGGGCAAUCACUGUUCAUGCAUGGCAGGACUUAGAGCAUCACAGUGAAAUUUUCUUAAGUGUAAUGCAUUUUAAGGUGUUUGCUUCUUGUUCGGCAAUUUGCAGUGUGGAAAAAUUCUCUUCAAAGAGUGCUUUUGCUUAUGUGAUCUGGGCUUUUAAACUAGAUGCAGUCCAUUGUUAAGAACAAAUCGCGAAAACUUCUCUCUCUGAACCAUGUUUGGUAAUAAUUUCAGUAACACCUUGUGACAACCAUGUUUUGCCUAAUAAUUGACAUUGCUUUAAUAAUUUAAUUAAAUCACUACAAAAUAUAACUUUUUUAUUGAAGAACGUCUCCAUAGUUUUUUUUAUGUAGUCCAGGAAAAAGCCCCUGCCCCCCCCUUAAAAAAUAAUAAUUAAGGUGCUUUCUAUUAAAUUCAAAAUGAGUUAAAGAUCAAAGAAAUUUCAUAUCAGAACAUUACACUUGAGACAGUUAAGUUAGAAUGAGGUCAAGGUUUUGUAAAAAAAAAUGAAAUUUAGCCAUUAAACCAAGCAUACUGUAAAGGGCUACAUUUUCAUUUGACAAUCUUCAUUGUUCUAAGUAAAAAUGUUUGUCUUCUUUGGAAUAAUCAUGUAUAUGUGUAAUUCCACUUUUUACUUUUAAGAACAUGAAUAAGAGCAUAAUUCUUUAACUCAUUAUUAAAAUUUAACUAGAAUGUGAUGGUAUUUGACUGUUCCACUCAUUCUCUUGUGAUUGUUUUGCUAUAUAUAUAUGGUUUGCUUUUAUGAACAGCUGUGAUUGUGUUAGCGCAUGUUAUUAAUUUAUUUAAUAUUAAAUUGAAAUUUACAGAACAAUUUUUUGUAACAUUUUUUAAAAACUUUAUUUUGAAUAUGUAUACAGAGUUUCAUCUGUUAUCAGUUUCAUUCUUAGUGCAUUAUAUAUAUAUAUAUAUAUAUAUAUAUAUAUAUAUAUAUAUAUUGUUUUUCAUGUGAAACUAAAGCGCAGGCAACCAUUUUUCACUUUUUGUGCAGAUAAACCAAAGAAACAUUAACAGGCUUUUUUAAACAAAUCAGGAUAUAUUUUUGUUGGGGAUCCGUAAUUUUUGUACUUUAAUUUAUCAUUUUUUAUGUUAGUGCAAUUUGUUAAUUUCUGUCCAUAUUUGUUGAACUCUGUGUGGAAUAUUAAUUUGAUGAGUGUUUAUUUGUUUCAUUUCUUUAUUUUAUUAUAAUGGUUUUCGGGAACAAAAUUGCAAUUUUCUUGAAGGUACCAAAAGGUGCAUAGGAAUUAUUUCAUUUCAGUUACUUAGGUUUGCUUUAAUUGCCUAUACUUUGUUGUUUUUUUAGAACUUACUGUUUAUUGAUGAUUUAUUUGAACAGCAUUGACAAUUUCAGAAGAGAAGACAUUCCAUUACGGCAUAUACAUUUUGAUUGAUUUUCUUCUCAUCAUAUUUGCUAUUUUGUUUCUUUUAUUGGGGUUUUGUUGACUGCAGUGAUUUAUUUUCAGGUUGUUAAGAUAUGAAUGAUUGUAAAUACUUAGGACUUUAACAAUUUGUUGGGCACUUAGCAUGUUAAACGUAUAACAGUUGUUUGCAAUGUAUGAAUUCUUAUGCCAAUAAAUUUGACAGCUUUCUGCAUUCA
Messenger RNA from Lingula anatina, 5232 nucleotides. RefSeq lists its product as uncharacterized. Gene Ontology annotation, cellular component: membrane. Gene Ontology annotation, molecular function: oxidoreductase activity, acting on paired donors, with oxidation of a pair of donors resulting in the reduction of molecular oxygen to two molecules of water; heme binding. The record is from RefSeq and is a predicted model, not a curated record. Gene Ontology annotation, biological process: lipid metabolic process. NCBI's taxonomy places the organism in Eukaryota, Metazoa, Brachiopoda, Lingulata, Lingulida, Lingulidae.